Drosophila subpulchrella is the source of this 2379-nucleotide messenger RNA. Its product is annotated as peroxisomal carnitine O-octanoyltransferase. Gene Ontology annotation, molecular function: carnitine O-octanoyltransferase activity. Bases 163 to 2019 code for a protein of 618 amino acids. Gene Ontology annotation, cellular component: peroxisome. The transcript has 6 exons. Lineage: Eukaryota; Metazoa; Arthropoda; Insecta; Diptera; Drosophilidae. The record is from RefSeq and is a predicted model, not a curated record.
GACGCGGGUGGCGGAUCCCACGAUGCGAUAGUACAAGUGCUUCUCCAGCGAGGUGUGUUGUGAUAUCAGACCAACCUAUGCAUUCAGUCGUAUAGCGGCAGUCUGGCGGUUCGGGUGUCUCCGGAAAACGUAAAUUCUCAUCGAGUCCAAAGAUUAGCCACCAUGGAUCGGGCUAGCCUAUAUUUUAUGAGCAAGGAUGAUAAGAACACCUUUGACUUCGACGAGACGCUUCCCUCGCUCCCUCUCCCGGAGCUAAAGGACACCAUGGAGCGCUACUACACCUGCAUCCAGCCCUUUGGGACCAAGGAGGAGUUGGUCCAGGCCCGAAGCACCAUCGAUGAGUUCCAAAAGGGAGUGGGUGCUGAGCUCCACGAACGGCUUAAGAAAAGGGCGGCCAGCAUGAGGAACUGGCUGGGCAGCUGGUGGGAGGACUAUGGAUACCACCUGAUACGGAUGCCAUUGCUGCCCUAUCAACUAAUGGUCAUGCCUGCACAAUUGGAGAUAGUAGGCGUGCCGGAGACCCCGGAAUACAUGCUCAAAAGCUUGGCCCGGCAUAUUUUCUACACCCUUGAGUUCUGGGAUCUGACUCGGACGUCCAGCAUUAAGCCGCUUUCCUCGAACGGCGGAAAGAUCAAGUACUCCUCUGCACUAUACAAGAACUUCUUUUCCACGUGCCGCGUUCCAGGGGAGGAGCAGGACCACAUCGAGAAGCACUUCCUUACCAAGGACGAGGGCAAGACUCCCAGUCACAUCCUGGUCUCCGGCAAGGGACGCCAAUUCAUCUUUGACUGUGUGCAUGAGGAUGACACUAUCUUGACGGCUCCCGAGAUCUUGGUGGUCCUGCAGCGACUGCGCAGCAUCCUGGACUUAGAGCCGAUGGGGGAUUGCGUGCCCACAUUGAGUCAUGAUGAUCGAACCUCGUGGGCCCGCAACCGCAACCGGCUGAGGGAGAUCUCGGCGGAAAACAAGGAGAUGCUGCUGCUGGUGGAGAGCGCCAGCAUGGAGAUUUGCUGGUACGAGCAAUCGCCCAAGGACUACGAGGAGUCCUCGCAGCUUGGUCUCUUUGGUGACCUCCACUCCCGCUGGGCGGAUCGCAGCAGCAGCAUCAUUGCCUUCCGCAACGGUCGCUGCAACUGGACAGGCGAACACAGCUGCUACGAUGGCACCGUUAGCAUCAGCUUUGCCACCUUCAUUCAACUGAGCUUCCUGGAGGUACCAGAGCCCGAUUGGUCGAUGGCUGAGUCCGGUAAAAUGGUGGAGGUCAAGGAGCUGAAGUUCCAACUGGAUGACUCUCUCAAGAGCGACAUUAAGCGGGUGCAAAAAGACAUCGAUGAUAGGGGCAUUGAUGUUACCACCACUUUCACUGUUUUCGAUGACUACGGCAAGGACUUUAUGAAGACCCACCGCCUGCAUCCGGACUCCUUUGUGCAGGUGGUCAUGCAGUGGGCCUACUACCGGAUGCAUAAAGAGAUUGCUCCCACUUACGAGACCGCCCUGAUGCGGCAGUACUACAAUGGUCGAACGGAAACGUUGCGAUCCUGCACUGGCGCUGUGGCGGAGUUCCUGAGGGCCUCCUCCAACAAGCAGGUUGGCGAUAUGUCCCUGGCGAGGGCCUUCCGCAAGGCCGUCGAUGAGCACAAGCACUUUAUGAACGAGGCACGCAAGGGUCAUGGCAUCGAUAGACAUUUGUUUGGCCUGUGGUGCGCAGCAUACGAAAACAAAGUGGACAUACCCGCCUUCUUUGAUGAUCCGAUGUACUCCAAGAGUGGCGGUGGUGGCAACUUCGUGCUCUCAUCCAGCACUCUGGGCUUCACCGCCAACGUCGGCUUCGUGGCGCCCAUGCUCUUCGAUGGCUAUGGCGUCUUUUACUCCAUCACCUCUGGAGCUGUGUUCAUCAAUACCACCGCCUAUCGGGAUAGCAUCAAGACGAGCGCCCGAAAGUUCAACGACAUCUUUAAGGACUCUUUCCGUCGCAUUAGCGUUCUGCUGGAGCAACUGGCCAAGGAGUCCAAGCUAUAAAAAGCUUGCCUAGUAUUAAGAAGGGGAACAUUAUUACUUUAUGUCAACCCUGUUCUCGUUUUAUAUUCCAAUCAAAGCAGUGUAUUUCCGGAUUCUUUACCAUUUACUAUUACCCAAUUUGUAUCAAUGACUGCUGAGUUUAUAAUUUCUAUUUGAAUUGCUGAACCUAGCCCAACUUUUAAUUCCCUAUUCAACCCACCUUUGAUUGGAAUCGUAAUGAGAACUCGGACUUUGAAGCUAGUUUGUAAGUUAGUGUGUCAUCCAAGGGUAUGCAGCAUUCCAAAGCAUCGAAUAUUCGUGUUAAACGUUUAUUUAAAUUCAAUGAUCGAUUAGUUUACGCAAAUACAUUUCUCUCGGUAA